AUGAGUAUUGUACAGAGUCUAAUUGAUCAACAAAUCGGUCUUUCGAGAUUGACCAAUUACGAUUUGGCUAUUAAACGACUGUGGUGUGCGAAAGAUGAAGAUUUUUCUCGAAUUUUGCCGUACGACAAUUCGGAAUUCGAAGCCGCUGCCGACCCACCGAUUUUUGCUUGUAAAUUUGCCCACCUUAAAGGCUACCGGCAGAUUUACGCCCUUGCCAAUGAAGAAGGGCGCAUCGCAAUCUGUAAUAAAGAUACCAAAUCGCGCUUGGGCUGCAGCGUGCAUAAUAAUGCGAUUUUUGAUAUCGCGUGGAUGCCUAACGCGAUGAAACUGGUAACGGCAUCCGGUGAUCAUAUGGCUUCGCUUCUUGAUGUAAGCCAAGGUGGCGUGACAUGCGUGCGCAUGUUUCAGGGUCAUAAACGGUCUUUAAAAACGGUGGCUUGCUGUAGGGACGCCGAUUCGAUUUUUGCGACCGGCAGUAGAGAUGGACGGUUGAUAAUUUGGGACACACGAAUGGGGACGAACGAAUUUUUCGGUGUUACCGAUAUUUUGAUACCGCUAACACAUGUGCAACGCGUAUCCGGUAAAGUACGUGAGGUCUCGGCCUCCAGCUCCGUUACCGGUGUUAUUUUUAAAGACUGCAAUACUCUAAUUUCUUGUGGUGCAGGCGACGGAGUGAUCAAAGUUUGGGAUAUCAGAAAAACGUACUACUCUUUAGAUAAAAUCCCUACUCCAAAGUAUUCACUACCGUAUAGUGGGGAUACGUUACGGUAUGGCUAUAGUAAUUUAUUAAUGAAUUCUAAUGGCACAAAACUGUACGCGAGCUGCCUAGACAAUGCUAUUUAUGUAUACAAUUUAGCCACCUAUAAUCCGAAGCCUGUAAUGAAAUAUGUGGGCCACAAGAACAGUACAUAUUAUGUGAAAGCUUGUUUGAGUCCUGACGAUAACUACAUUCUAUCGGGAAGCAGUGAUCACGACGGAUAUAUCUGGAAUGUCAAGAAUUCAAAUCCUUUGGUAAAAUUAAGCGGACACGAUGCGGAAGUCACGUGUGUUGCGUGGUGUGAAGACAACAGCAAUGUUGUUAUUACAUGUUCGGACGAUUUAAGACAUAAGGUUUGGAGGGUUUGUGCGGAUGUGACCGAGAUAUCUGCGUCUGAGAAUAGCAAUCGUGCUGUAGAAGUAAUUGCCACCACCACAUCGCCAGCUCGAAAAUGUAAAUCAAGUCCGUUGUCCCUUAAUGUUGCCAAACGAAAGCACGAGGUUCUGGACGAUUUUCCAACACUGGAAUGUGUUCUCCUUCCCGCCCUGGACCAUUUCAAAGUCGCUCGCCAUCUGGUAGUGACUUUGGAAAGUCAAGGUAAAGGUCACCUGUUAAGUGACUGUGGCCUUGGAAACUAG
Messenger RNA from Photinus pyralis (common eastern firefly), 1395 nucleotides. RefSeq names its product protein lethal(2)denticleless-like. Gene Ontology annotation, molecular function: protein-macromolecule adaptor activity; protein binding. The coding region runs from base 1 to 1395 and encodes 464 amino acids. Gene Ontology annotation, cellular component: nucleus. Gene Ontology annotation, biological process: mitotic G2 DNA damage checkpoint signaling; proteasome-mediated ubiquitin-dependent protein catabolic process. NCBI's taxonomy places the organism in Eukaryota, Metazoa, Arthropoda, Insecta, Coleoptera, Lampyridae. The transcript has 4 exons. The record is from RefSeq and is a predicted model, not a curated record.